AUGGAUGAUGAUAAAAAAUCUAUUGUUAUUGGCCUCGGUGCUGGUCUUGGAGGCUUUUUUGGUUUUUUCAUUUUAGUAUGCAUUUGUUGGCAUAUUUUUUGUGGAAGUUGGUGUGAUAAAAAACCGUCACAACCGGCUAUACAAGAGUUACAACGACGAAAUAUUCAAAAGAAAAAAAUUCAUCCUGAACCACGAUCAACACAAACAUCAAAUACAACAGACAGUGUUAGAGGGGCAUCAAAAUUUGUUAGCGAAAUUUAG
Messenger RNA from Didymodactylos carnosus, 261 nucleotides. The record is from the annotation of a GenBank genome assembly. Lineage: Eukaryota; Metazoa; Rotifera; Eurotatoria; Philodinida; Philodinidae.